Molecule: messenger RNA, 1632 nt
Organism: Dichomitus squalens LYAD-421 SS1
Lineage: Eukaryota; Fungi; Basidiomycota; Agaricomycetes; Polyporales; Polyporaceae
Product: iron permease
Exons: 8
Coding region: 1-1632 (543 amino acids)
Biological process (GO): transmembrane transport
Molecular function (GO): transmembrane transporter activity
Source: RefSeq, a predicted model, not a curated record
AUGUCUCCCGGUGCAUCUGCUACGCGUCAGUUAUCGGGCACGACUUUCUGGCUCUCGUUCACCGCCGUUGUUGUCUGCAACUUCCUCAGCGCACUAGAUAUUACUGCUGUCUCUACCGCACUUCCUACCAUUACCGAUGAGCUCAAGGGGGGCGACAAAUUCGUCUGGGUAGGCGCUGCAUAUGGGCUCGCUGCUGCAGCCAUCCUCCCGUUCUCUGGUCGUCUGGCAGAUACCUUCGGACGUCGUCCCUCCAUGCUUGCCUGUGUCGCAUUCUUCUUCGUUGGAAGCGCCCUGAGCGGGUCUGCAAAAAAUAUGAACUGGCUGAUUGCUGCUCGAACCGUGCAGGGUAUCGGAGGGGGAGGCAUCAUCAAUCUCGCGUCCAUCAUCGUCUCCGACCUCAUUCCUCUCGCUCAACGUGGAACGUACCAAGGAUUUCUCAUCCUUACAUGGUGCUUUGCGGCGGCGAUUGGUCCGAUUAUAGGAGGAGCAUUUGCCGAGAAGGCGACGUGGCGUUGGUUGUUCUACUUGAACCUGCCAUUGGCGGGGAUCGCAUUCGUACUCGUCGCAUGCUUCCUCCGGGUACGAACGCCACCGGGUAGCCUCCGUGAAAAGCUGGUUCGCAUAGAUUUGCUGGGAAACUUUAUCAUCAUUGUUGGGACCACCCUCGCGCUGGUCGCAUUGACCUGGGGAGGUAUCCAAUUUCCUUGGAACUCGGCGCAUGUUCUUGCUCCCCUCAUUGUUGGCUUCUCCUUCAUCGCUCUUUUCUUCUUGUACGAGAGUCUGGUACCGAAGGAGCCGACCCUCCCCUUUGAUGUUUUGGCGAAUCGAACUAGCUUCAGCGGAUAUUUCUCGACAUUCUUGCACGGCAUCGUCAGCAUCACCACCAUCUACUACUUCCCUGUGUACUUCCAAGCGUGCAUGAACGCAUCGCCUAUACGUUCGGGCGUCAUGCUCUUCCCUACGGCCCUCGUGAACUCACCUUUCUCUAUUGUCGCCGGCAUCAUCGUCAAGCGGUCUGGAAAAUAUAGGUUCCCCAACUACGCUGGUUGGAUCAUCAUGUUGAUUGGCUUUGGCCUGCAAACAAUGUUGAAGGCUGACUCCUCGACCGGCCAGUGGGUCGGCUUCCAAUUCCUUACUGCUGUUGGAGUCGGUCUCAUAUGGGCGAGUACAAUCUUUCCUAUUCUUGCUCCGAUCCCUGUGACGCGGGUCGCGUCGGCGCUCGCCUUCUACAACUUCUGCCGAACGUUUGCUCAGACUUGGGGAGUCACCAUCUCAGCGAGCAUUCUUCAGAAUGAGCUGAAAAGGCGUCUCCCAUCUCAAUUCCUCGCUAUGUUUCCUGACGGCGCAGAAAUCGCAUACGCUGCAAUUCCCCUAAUACGCACACUUCCAGACGACCUCCGGAACGAAGUGCGCGAUGCGUUCGCGUCAAGCUUGGCAAUCGUCUGGAAAGCCAUGGUCGGGUUCUCCGCAGCAGGCUUCCUUACGGUAUUCUUACUUCGCGAAGUCACGAUGCACAGGACUACGGACGAGACCUAUGGCCUACAGGAACAGGGGCCACUAUCUGAGAAGCCCUCGGACUUGGAAGACUCGCCGAAUACCAGGGGCUUCUCGGACGAGCUGACCACUGCGUAG